Molecule: messenger RNA, 7585 nt
Organism: Lymnaea stagnalis (great pond snail)
Lineage: Eukaryota; Metazoa; Mollusca; Gastropoda; Lymnaeidae
Source: the annotation of a GenBank genome assembly
GGUGCUGACAACUCUUUGACCAGUCGGGAUGCCGUGACAACCCCUGAAUCGACCAUUAGCGUGGAGUCAAUCAGGACCAGCGAAGGAAGGUAAUGAAACAGUUAUCGGGACUCGGAUAUGACUUUGCUUUACACUCUCAAUUUUUGUUCGUCUAUUUUGGUUUGGUAAGUCACCAAACUUUGCUGUUCCUCAAAGCUUUUCGAACAAAACGGAAGAGAUGGGCUCCCGCUGUUACCCUAUAACCCACCACCUCCCCCACCUCUUUUUCCACUCUGCUCCCCCUCCACCCCCCCCCCCCCCNUUACACUCUCAAUUUUUGUUCGUCUAUUUUGGGUUGGUAAGUCACCAAACUUUGCUUUUCCUCAAAGCUUUUCGAACAAAACGGAAGAGAUGGGCCCCCGCUGUUACCCUAUAACCCACCCCCUCCCCCACCUCUUUUUCCACUCUGCCCCCCCUCCCCCCCCCCCCCCAAUUGCCGGUUUCUUAUUAUGCCAUUUUUAGUGAACCAUCGCAUUGGAGAACUUAAAAAAAGAAGGAACGCAACAAACACAGGUUCUCUCCUCGUUUGUUCUACUCAUUUCCUUUUUUUUGCGAACCUGAUUGCAGCCCGGUCUCUCCUCCUUAUUAUCAUUGACAUUUUUACCAGUACAUCAACUACAAACAACAUAUCUACACUAUUAUGUCUGUUUGUUUCAACAGUGUCGGCAAUUCAUUCUUCAGUUUUACAUCCAACAAAAUAUUAAAAAGCAUCCCAAUACCUGAAUGGCGUGUCGCAGACGUUUAGGCAGAGGCGUAGCGAGGGUGUUUGGCACCCGGUGACAAGAUUCGCGCCCGGGGACAAGAUCCAUUUUAAAACGCCCCUUUUCUUUUUUUCAACUCUCAAACACAUUAUUUUUACCAAGAAUAUAACAAAGCACAUCUUGGCGCCCCUAAAUAGCUUUCGCCCGGGGACAUCUGAACCCCCCUGCCCCCUCUCGCUACGCCUCUGCGUUUAGGUGUUCUUGUUUCCGGUACAGGUUUCACCAGAUUUUGAGUUUGAAUACUGCCGACUUCCUAACAUAACCAUCGACGUAUUACUGUUGAGUGUGUUCAUAUAUAUUCCAGCCAAUCCUCAAACUGCGACAGUGUCUCUGAACUAACCUUCCCAGAAUUCAAGCACAGCCACUCGGACAACAUGGGAUCACUCUCUGACGCAUCUGAUCAGCUCAUGGACAGAAGGUGAGGAAUGUGGCAUGUGACAUAACAUAGGUCUAAAACGUGCGGUGCUCUUUUCAUUUUAUAGAUAGACGUGUCAUAUUUGUGCCAGCCUGUCAAUUUUUGAGGCGCCUAUCAAAGUUUAUGUCACCCAUGUCAGUUUUUAGGUCACCCAAUACCUUUGUGUAUCACCCUGUCAAUGUGUGUGUGUCUCCGUAUAGUUUGUAGAACUUCAGUUCAUAAUUUGUACCCUAUGUCUAUUUUCUCCUUUCGAGUCCCAUCCCCCUUAUUUUACCCUCCCUUAUUUGGUCCUUCCUUCUUUAGGUCACCCUUUUUUAUUAUAGGUCCCCUUUAUUUCUUAUAGGUCCCCCUUCUUCCUUAUAGGUAUCCCUUCUUUCUUACAGGUUUCCAUUCUCUCUUUUAGGUCCCCCUUCUUUCUGUUCGUCCCCCUUCUUUCUUAUAGGUCCCCCUUCUUUCUGUUGGUCCCCCUUCUUUCUUUUAGGUCUCCCUUCUUUCUUUUAAGUUCCCCUUCUUUCUUUUAGGUCCCAUUUCCUUCUUUAGGAUACCCUUCUUUCUUUUAGGUCCCCAUUCUUUUGUUUAGGUCCGGCUUCUUUCUUUUAGGCCCCCUUCUCUCAUUUAGACUCUCUCUUUCUUUUAGGCCCUUUUUUCUUUUAGGCCCCCUUCUCUCAUUUAGACUCUCCUUUUAUUUUAGGCCCUUAUUUCUUUUGGGUCCCCUAUUUUGAGGUCCUCUUUCUUUGACCCAACUUCUAUGACAUCAUUUUGAGCCCAAAUUUGACCACCUUUUGUUUUCAUUUCUAAACUUUGACCCCUCUCCCACCUUUUUCUUUAACUCCUAUGUUUUAACCCCCAUUUCUUUGACCCCUUAUCUUUAACACUUUCCUUCUUUGACCCACUUCUUAUUUGACCCUAUUUCUACUUUGACCCCUUCCUUCUUUGACCCCUUUCUUUCUUUGACUCCUUUCCUUCUUUAGCCCCCUUUCAUUCUUUGACCCCAGUUCCUAUUGACCCCAUUAUUACUUUGACCCCAAUUCUAUUCCCCUUCCUUCUUUGAACAAUAACUUUUUUGACCCCCCGGCCUUCUUUAACCCCCCCCCCUCUUUCCAUGACUUCAUUUCCAUUAACCCCUUCUUUCUAAGACCCCCUUCUUUCUGUGACCCCCUUCUUUCUAUGGCCCCCUUCUUUCUAAGACCCCCUUCUUUCUAAGACAAGACCCCUUUCUUUCUAAGACCCCUUUCUUUCUAAGACCCCCUUCUUUCUAAGACCCCCUUCUUUCUAAGACCCCCUUCUUUCUAAGACCCCCUUCUUUCUAUGACCCCCUUCUUUCUAUGACCCCGUUCUUUCUAUGACCCCGUUCUUUCUAUGACCCCCGCUCUUUCUAUGACCCCCGUUCUUUCUAUGACCCCCUUUCUUUCUAUGAACCCCUUCUUUCUAGGAGCCCCCUUCUUUUUGUGACCCCUUUCUUUCUAUGACCUUCUUCUCCUGUGACCCCCUUCUUUCUAUGAGCCCCUUCUUUCCGCCUUCUUUCUUUGACCGACUUCUUUCUUUGACCCGCCUUCUUUCUUUGACCCGCCUUCUUUCUUUGACCCGCCUUCUUUCUGUGACCCACCAUCUAUCUUGGCUCUUAUACAUUUUGACUCUGAUCUUUUCAGCUCAACAUUGCCUCCUCAGUCCCCACCUCCUUCGUGGUGUCGGGCAGAACACGCCAGUAAGGAAAAACAAAGAAGGUAAACAUAGCAUAUGAAGUGUUCAUACUCAAAUUUGUUGAGAUUUUACCAUCAUCGGUGAAGAAGGGGGACAGGGUGGACAGCUGUCCUCGGGCGCCAGCUAGUUAGGGGCGCCGAGAUGUGCUUUGAAAUUAUUUUGAUGAAAAUAAUUGGUUUUCAGAGUUUGAAAAAAAAAGAAGGGGGCGCUUUAAAAUGAAUCUUGACCCCCCGGGCGCGAAUCUUGCCUUGGACGCCAAACACUUCAGCUACGCCUCUGCACUACAGUCAAUGUAGGGCCCUGGCGUGCCAAACCACAUCCUUCCAUUCGGUUCGAUCUAUCGCUUUCCGCCCGCAACUGGUGUAAGAACUACUCUGCGUUGUCAAUCCAUCUCAGUCUUUGUCCACCGGUGCGCCGUCUGCCCCUAGGUUUCCCGCCUGUCGAUCACUUUUGCUGCUCCACAACCCGGCCUCCUCUCAAGGUGUCCUGCCCAGCGUAAAUUGCUGCUACUGUGGCGGGGUCUUUUCGUUCAAUGGAUAUAUAUCUUGGUUUUUACGGAUUCUCCAUCCAUUAUCCAUCAUUGCCUAACACUUGGACCGUAUACUUUCGUGAGGAUUUUACUCUCAAGUGUUGAGUAGGUUCUCUGCUUUUCUGGUAAGGUAAAAAAAAAUAAAAAAUUAGGCUAUCACUUGCAUAAAUUACAACGUGUCUCACGGUAGUGUUAUGCCCAUAUGUUUAGGCCUGAUUAUAGCGACUACCCCUUGUCGCCCUUCUGUUUUCGCUUUGAUAUUGACGUCGCCGAGUUGAUGUGUUGUCAUUUCGCAUAUGGGACGUUAUAUAAUUGUUGUAAAUGUAAAUUAUUUGUAUUUUGGAGAAGUCAGUGGCGUAGCGAGGGUGUUUGGCGCCCGGGGACAUCUGUCACCCCUGCCCCCACCACGCUACGCCUCUGGGAGAAGUGCACCCUUUUCACUUGCUGUUCUGUAAUUAAAGAUAGUGUUGUUUUUUUUAUUGUUCAUUUGAUUUUUCUUUUUAAAUAGCAUUUAAAAAAAUUAAUAUUGUUUAUAUAGCUUUGGUAUCGUUUUCUUUACAUACCAUUUUUCUCAGUCCUGUUACGAGCCAAAUCUUAAAACAGAUGAAAUCUUCAAAACCAUAAAGGUAUAAGUAACGAGUAGUGUACAUUGCCUUUGUUCUCCUCGGGAGUUUUUUUUUUUUGGUGUGCUUCUUAGUAGUUUAGGUAUGUGCUGAAAUAAGAACGGUUGCCUGCUGUUAUCCUUGCUUUCAACUCCGUCAUCAUUUCAUUGUACUCAUUCAUAGUAGCCACUAGAUAUUUGAAGUAGUCUAGCCACAUUCUCAAAGGUGUGAUUGCAACAUGCUAAAAGUAUUGAAAAUGUAGUACGAUGGCAAGAGUAAAAACGAAACAAAACGUGGAACAAAAAAAUAACCUUAAAUCAGCGGUUCUCAACUUAUGGGUUGUGAUCCCUUUGGGGGGUCAAACGACCCCUUACAUAGGAGUCGCCUAAGACCAACGGAAAACACAUUUAUUAAGAAGCAAAGAAAAGGUUGAGACCCACUGCCUUAAAUGUUUACAAUUAUUUCAUUUUUUUCUGCUUAAAAAAAAAAAUAAAAAAUUUAGAUAACUUUUAAAAAGACAACUGAAUUCGCAAACCGCUUCUAUAGUUAUUCAGCCCGGAUACUAACAUAGCUCAGUGCAAUACGAAAUGCAGGUAUCCGCAAACACAAAAUCUAAAUUUUUAAAAAUAAAUUGAACAAAAUUAUUCGGGUAGGGGUGAUUUAGUGCAUUUAACUCAAGUACUUCGCCAUUACAAAGUUCGUUUUUGCCAAAAAUCACUUUUAUUUAUGUGUAGUAUUCUUGUGGGGGGAGGGGGGGCGGCAAAUUCAAUGCCCGCCCGUGUGGAACAAUGUCAAGCUACGCCACUGCUCACAUGCAUGUUUCUCAUUUCUUUUUUCUAAUGUGAUGUUGAACAUGAUUAGUAAGUCUCCUUGUAUGAUAGGGCCCUGUGUUAAUCGGCAGCUCCCUCUAGUACUCUCCCUGUAAUUUGAUUCUUCUCUUGGAGUUAGCCAUCGUCAAAUGUAUAAGCGGGUAAGUUUACAAGGGACACGUUUCAUUAGUGCAUCAUACAGAUGUUUGCUGUCUACGCUGUCAUAAGCUGCUUUGUUGUCCACGUAGUGUUGGUGUUUGUUGAUGAUGUGUUCAUGACAUUUCUCCAGGAGAUAUCUGACAAAGAUACGAUCUGCAAUGGUUGCUCUAUUCUGACGGAAUCCACUUUAAUAGUUCCCUAUAGGAUCUGUUCACUAAUAAACUUUCCACUAUUCUUGCUGUUCGUUUAGUGACGAAUGUGUAAGUUAUAAUAACAUUCAGUGAAGUAUCCCCUUGUAAACCAUGCACAGUAACAUCGCAAACCCUUCUGAAACAUAGGAGCCAGAAUGAUCAAUCUAUUGAUCGUGGGCCCUCAAAAUAUAGAAGAAGAAGGGGAUAAGUAGGGAGAUUCUUGUGUAAUUUGAGUGAUCCGGCUUCGAUUCUUUCUUGAGAAUUGGGAUUAUGAGCACAGUACCCCAUUCUCUUGGCAUGUCUUCCUCCUGCCAGAUUCUGGAUGUGAGGUCGUGUAUUUGCCUAUAUGUUCGUUUCCGCCUAGUUUGAUCAGUUCUGCAGUGAUAAGGUCUAUUGUUCAUGGUAAAGAUCACAUCUCUUAUUUCAUUCAGUGUUGGUUGGCUGACCAAUAGGUCCAAUACUCCCUGUCGUUAAUGGUAAUACUCAUUUUCUCCUUCAUGGGAGCCAUGUAGCAUCCUAUACUGCACUCGGUAAUCUUUGGUUUAUUGUGGAUGUUACAUAUUCGCAAGUCUAUUAGAUAUGCUCCGUCGUCAUUGGUCUUAACUUUCCUUUCCUACUGCUGGUCGGUAAGCAGAGUUCGUUUCCGAUUUUCGCGUUGAAAUCUCCAAGGACUAUUUCGGUAUCACGGCGUGGUGCCUCAUCAAAUAAUCUUUCAAGUUCAAGUGUCUCAUCAAAAGUUUCCACAAUGCUGUCAUCUGCAUCAUUCGUUGGAGAAUGCGCGCCAGUUAACGUUAUGUUAAACAUUAUAUUUCCUCUUUCACGUAUGGAGCUUAGUCUUUCACUCACUGGUUUGACCUCAAUGCCUGCAUCUACUGUCUCUCUUUUGACUGCUGUCCCUGUAUACCUAAGGUGUUUGUGUCGAUUCUGCGGUAGAGUAGUGUAUAUUCUUUAGUAUUUAGUAGAUCCGAGUCUUUCCAUAUUUUCUCUUGCAGUGCAGCCACAGUGUUUCUACUUUUUAUCAAUUCGUAAUUGAAGUGGUCCAGCGCCCCUGCUCUGUGUAGAUACAGAACAUUUCAGGUCGACAUCCAUUAAUAUUUUCCUUGUCCAGGCAUAUUUCGAAAUCCUAAAAUAUCGUUUUUUUCGUUGUUUUUUUUCGUUUGUGGUUCAGCAUUCGUAACAUUAGCAUUAUUUACACGACAGGACGGUCAACCCUGGGCACAACCGUCGGGUGUGUGGUGUCCCGCUACUGCUCUCAGGGUCGAUGCCUUUGUUUUGCGUCAGGUCAUGAACUUUUGUGUAUCCCUCCAUUUCAUACAAAGCAGUAGGUUCUGAUUUUGGUCCGCCCCAGGUAUUUUUUCUUGGGGAGGCGGUCGGUGGAAGAUCAGUUUCUCCGCAGGAGUUUAGAAUUUAACUAUCCAAAUUGUAUGAUUUCUUAGGAAUUCUUAAGAUUCCCCAAAGUGACUUGGCGAUAAAAUAAAAAAUAUAUCAGGAUCAAGAAGAUAUUUUAAGAUCAAUUAAAAGUGUUAAUUAAUGAAUAUUAAUGUUUGUACCAUUUACUUUGCAUGUAAAUUUCCUUGAAAUAUGCACUUUAAAUUGGGGUACGGCUGUAAUUUAAAAUAAGUAACCUGCGAUGAUUCAAAUUUAAAUCAAUUUUAUAAAAAUAAUAAAAUGUAUUGAAAAUUGUUGCACCGCCACAGUAAUUUUAAUUCCUUUCGUUUUAAAUUAAAAAAAAAAAAGAAAAUUAAUUUUAAAAUGUUUCGUUGUUUUGUUUUUUUUAACAUACAUUUUUGCAACUUUUAUCCAUGACUGCUUUGUUUUUCGUGUUGAUUUUCUGAAAGAUUAAAAAAAUAUUUUUUACUGAAUACCUUAAUCCCCUGUUUCCCACUUUGAUUUUUUAAAGGUGUGAGUGGGGGGUCUGGACAGUAUUAUUUGACACCCUCACAUGGGAGUGACACCAAUCGCAGAUUCGCAAACUCGACAGAGUUCGUUUGAGUCCGUUUCUUUAACAGAAAUCAGUUAAAUACAUGAGAAGGGUUUCACACAAAAAAAAAAUAUUACCACAACAUAUAUAGCAGGUUGCGAUCAGAACAGGAUGUUACCAGAGAUACGUGGGUACCAGAAGAGCAGGGUGCAACCAGAGGGGGGUCUCUGCCUGGGGGGAGGAGAGGGUUGACAAGAGUUUGUCACCCUGGGUGAAACCAUUUACUUAAUGCAGUUGUUAUUCUCCAACAACGUUAAGCUCCCAAAUGCAAAAUGUCUCGGCUAACAUUCCUCCAUUGAAAAUAAAUUUCAAUGUCCCAACUAGAGAGAGAAUAAAAGACAGUUGCGACCAGCUACGGGUUUUGUUACCCUACGUGAGAGGAAGGAAGACGGACAUGG